Molecule: messenger RNA, 1908 nt
Organism: Penicillium verhagenii
Lineage: Eukaryota; Fungi; Ascomycota; Eurotiomycetes; Eurotiales; Aspergillaceae
Exons: 4
Coding region: 1-1908 (635 amino acids)
Molecular function (GO): FAD binding; oxidoreductase activity
Source: RefSeq, a predicted model, not a curated record
AUGACGUACCGUUCGUUGUUCACAGGGCUGCUUGGCGCCCUUCUCUUAAGUGCCCCUGGAGAUGCGACGGCCGGGAGCAAGGUUCCCAAUUCUUCCCAGGCCGGAGCGCCACUUUUCGAAAGUGAGACGGUACAGUUGACAGACCAAUCGCUCUCGACUCUUAACUCAAGCCAGACUGCUCUUUUUGGAUUUGGCAAGAAUGCUUCGCGCCCUUCCACCUUGCAAAAAGGCCAGUGCCGAUUGUUACCAGGAGACAAAUCCUGGCCUUCUGACUCGGUUUGGAGUCAAUUCAAUGAGCUUUUGGGUGGUGCUUUGAUUAAAACUGUGCCCCUGGCAGCGUCCUGUUACCCCUCAUCGCCUGAAUAUGACAGUGAGACGUGCAAGAAUGUCACUGAUGAGUGGACUAAUUCCAAUCUGCAUGCGGCGGAUCCCGCAUCUAUCAUGUGGCCUCUAUUUGAGGGAAGGUCUUGUUUACCCACUGGGCUUAACAUUUCUUCAUCCUGCACCAUCGGCGGGUACAGCAGUUAUGCGGUUAAUGUGAGCAAUGUCGCUCAGGUGCAACUUGCAGUCAACUUUGCUCGCAACGCGAACCUAAGACUUGUUGUCAAGAACACUGGUCACGACUUCAAUGGCAAGUCGACUGGGGCGGGUGGUCUUGGAGUUUGGACACACAACUUGAAAGACCUUGAGUAUAUUGCCGAGUAUAACAGCUCAAGCUAUCAGGGCCCCGCUGUCAAGAUGGGUGCUGGUGUACAGGCCUUUGAGGUAUACGAAAAGGGUGAAGAGCUUGGAUUCACUGCUGUUGGUGGAGAAGGCAAGACUGUUGGUGUUGCCGGUGGAUAUGUGCUUGGCGGCGGCCAUUCUCCUAUGUCCAGCAUCUACGGCCUGGCCGCAGACCAGGUCCUAGCCCUCGAGGUUGUUCUCGCCAACGGACGAUUCGUCACCGUAACUGAACAAACCGACCCGGAUCUAUUCUGGGCUAUCCGUGGUGGCGGUGGUGGCACAUACGGCGUCGUCACCUCAGUCAUCUCCCGCGUACACCCAAAGGUUGGCGUAACCGUCUCAACCUUCAGCUUCGCCACCAGCGCCAACGUCUCAUCAACCACCUUCUGGGCAGGCGUCCGCUCAUACUUUGAGCGAUUCCCUGCCCAUGCCGACGCCGGUACAUACGCCUACUUCUGGGUAUUGUCCACAGGAACAGACGCGUUCGAAUUCCUCAUGAACCCCUUCUUUGCCGUGAACCACACUCUAGACGAGUUCAACACGCUGGUCAAGCCGUGGUUCGACGACCUCAAGGCCCUAGGUAUCCCCUUCGCUCCAAACUCAACCUACUACGACUCUUUCUAUCCCGGCUGGGACGCUGGCUUCCCUCUCGAGACAAUUGGAAGCGUAAGCAUGAUGACCGGAAGCCGUCUGUUCCCUCGCGAGAACUGGGAAAACGCGACAAAGUUCAACGAUACCAUCUCCGCCAUUCAAAGUACCGUGACCGCAGGCUACCCGCUGCUCGCGUUUAAUUUGAAAGCGGAACUCCCGGCGGGAUACGCAGAUGACGCUUCGAACCCGGCUUUCCGCGAAACUUUGAUGCAUGCUAUUACCUCUACGCAGUGGGCUGCGAAUGCCACCAAUGCCCAGAUUAAUACCACCAUGAACAAACUGACUUAUGAUGCCCUUGGAAAAUGGCGGGCUACCUGUCCUGAUUCUGGGGCUUAUAUGUCUGAGUCGGAUAUUUUGGAGCCCAAUUUCCAGCAGGCAUUCUAUGGUACGAACUACGACCGUUUGUAUAAGUUAAAGCAGCGGUAUGAUCCGACAUUCUUGUUCUAUGCCCCUACCGGUGUGGGCAGUGAGAACUGGGAGCUUAAGAGUCUGGAUGGUCUUCCUGAUCAAAACGGACGUCUUUGCCGUGUCUGA